This is a messenger RNA of Cyprinodon tularosa, 900 nucleotides long. RefSeq names its product zymogen granule membrane protein 16-like. The record is from RefSeq and is a predicted model, not a curated record. The transcript has 4 exons. NCBI's taxonomy places the organism in Eukaryota, Metazoa, Chordata, Actinopteri, Cyprinodontiformes, Cyprinodontidae. The coding region runs from base 49 to 540 and encodes 163 amino acids.
ACUACUAUUUCCUCUUCAGGUUUACUUUACUACUCUUGCACAGACAUAAUGCUGUACAUCGCUGUCUUUGCUCUACUGGGGGCCUGUGCCUUGGCUGAUAACUCCCAUUACUCCUUUUCUGAGUCUGUAGGAACAGGAGGCGGCUCCUCAUUCAGCGUCACAGGGGAGGGAAGAAUCACAGCCAUUAGAGUGUGGGAGCUCUACAACACCUACAUCUACGGCUUUCAGUUCCGCUACGACAUUACCGGUUGGACACCGGUUGUUGGCUACAUAUCUGGUGAACCCCUCGAGUUGGAGCUUUCAGACGAUGAAAGAAUCAUCCAGAUCUCUGGAAAGUACGCUCACCACAUUCAGUCGCUGAUCUUUGUCACCAGUAAAGGCCGCUCCCUGCACGUCGGACAGCCCUCAGGCCACUCCUUCAACAUUUAUCCUUCCCACCCAGACGCCGAGCUGCGCUUCCUUAGCGGCUGGGUCAACGGGGCUCCCUCUUCCCUCCAGGCCCAUUGGGCUGUCCUUGACUCUGACAUAACUGAUGAUUAAUGAGCAAUGAUGAAGAAAGAGGAAAUAAACAGGUUCUCAAUCCAAAAAGGGAUAUUUCUUCUGUUUUGAUAAAGAAUAAUUUAAGAAUCAUAGACAUUAUUGUCAUUCUUUGAUUGAAGUUUGUACUAAAAUCCAGUAAAAUAACAUUACCUUCUUAUCUCUUCACAAAUGGUUAGUUAAUUCUUUGUCUGUCAACAUUUUAAUCCAGCAAAGAUAACAAAGAUUCAGUAAAAAGAUAUGUGGAAAUCAAAUUGUACAAGAAAUAUUCCUCUGUACUUCCUUUUUUCUCAAAUAAAUGAUGCUGUGGAGGGUAAGGGAAUAAUUCCAUCUAUAAAAAUUACUUAUUGUUUAGUAAAGUUA